This is a messenger RNA of Rhinolophus ferrumequinum (greater horseshoe bat), 1631 nucleotides long. RefSeq names its product cytochrome c-type heme lyase. Bases 184 to 1002 code for a protein of 272 amino acids. Lineage: Eukaryota; Metazoa; Chordata; Mammalia; Chiroptera; Rhinolophidae. Gene Ontology annotation, molecular function: holocytochrome-c synthase activity. Gene Ontology annotation, biological process: cytochrome c-heme linkage. The transcript is spliced from 7 exons. The record is from RefSeq and is a predicted model, not a curated record. Gene Ontology annotation, cellular component: mitochondrion.
AGUAGUGGCAUGUGAGCGUGCCGGCGGUGACCGCGGGACAGCGGUGACCUAGCGAGGGGGAAGCGGCGGCGGCAAGUUGCUGCCGCUCUGGGCCAGAGUUGGCGGCUAGAGGCGGGGCCGGUUCCUCCGAGCAGCCCGGAUCCGGAGGCAGAAUUGUUUGGAUUCGACACUGCGGUUCCAAUCAUGGGUUUGUCUGCAUCUACCCCUGCUGUUGCAGUUCAGAACUCAAAUGCUUCAGAUCAUCAGACAACACCCCCGCCUUCAGGAUGUCCAAUGCAUGAAGGGAAAAUGAAAGGCUGUCCAGUGAGGACAGAGCCAUCUGACCCAUCCUGUGAGAGCAAAACCAGUUCUGUACCUGCCCACCAAGAACGUGCAUAUGAGUACCUGGAGUGUCCUGUUACGGGCUCGGUGGCUGAGAAUAAGGGGAACCUAGAUCCUUCGAAUCUGAUGCCACCACCCAAUCAGAUGCCGGCCCCCGAUCAACCAUUUGCACUGUCCACUAAGAGAGAGGAGUCAUCCAUUCCGAGAGCAGAUUCUGAGAAAAAGUGGGUUUAUCCUUCUGAACAGAUGUUCUGGAAUGCUAUGUUAAAGAAAGGGUGGAAGUGGAAGGAUGAUGAUAUUAGUCAGAGAGACAUGUACAAUAUCAUUAGAAUUCACAAUCAGAAUAACGAGCAGGCUUGGAAGGAGAUUUUGAAGUGGGAAGCCCUUCAUGCUGCGGAGUGUCCUUGUGGUCCCUCGCUGAUCCGGUUUGGAGGUAAAGCGAAAGAGUAUUCGCCCCGGGCAAGAAUCCGGUCCUGGAUGGGGUACGAGCUGCCUUUCGACAGGCAUGACUGGAUCAUCAACCGUUGUGGGACGGAAGUGAGAUAUGUCAUCGACUACUACGACGGUGGCGAAGUCAACCAGGAUUACCAGUUCACCAUCCUGGACGUCCGGCCCGCUUUCGAUUCGCUUUCGGCAGUGUGGGACAGAAUGAAGGUCGCCUGGUGGCGCUGGACCUCGUAACCACUGCUUUAUUAGCCAUGGGAAAAUAUAAACUAUUUUUUUUCUGAACAAUGUAUUAAACUAUUUUCCCCAAACUGAAUUGCACUCGUGAUGUACCAGGAAGGUCAAGUGGGUAAUGACACCCUACACUUCACUUAGCGAUGGGUGGCGUGCAGGUGCUCACCCUGCUGUUCAUAACAGAUCAUUUUAAGUUUCCACGUGGGAAGCAGUCCCUCAGUUUUCCCUUUAAUUGCAGUACUGCCUGUGUAUUUAGUCCAGAAGAGUCUGAACAAGCCUGGAAAAAGAACUUUCCUUCAAAUUUGAAGAGAGCUGCUUUUAGUCUUCCUGUUUUCUGUUGAAUACUUGACGUGUAGACCUGAAAGCCCAUGUGAUGCUCAGGAGUUUUGACCUGGUCAGAUAUUUUAAUGAGAGCUAUUCAGUUAUGCUUUUAAAAGGGUUACCAGCAUUUCUAAAGCCCUUACGAUAUCGUAGUGACCCCUGAAGAAAACAAAGGUUUACACUGGAAAUGCAGUCAGAAAACUAAGGUGUGUCUUGGCUCUCCAAAUCCACAUAAGAAUUUUUCAGACUGGACCUUGUUAUAGAAUAGUUUCAACUCUCCCAUGUUUCCAUGGUGCAUGCGCAUUAGAAUG